AUGUCUAAGAAUGCUAGAAACUUUAUGAUAAAUGAUUCUGUUAAUAUUUUUGAACCAUAUAAUACAAAUGAAGGAUAUGAAAAUAUUACUGAAAUAUGUCAAACACUAGAACCUAAGGUUGCUGCAUUACAACAUUUAGUUGACCACAUUAAUGAGGAGUUUGCUACAAAUAAUCUUCAACAUGUAGAAGCAAUCAUUACGAAUCUGGAUCAUGCUUUUACAAUUUUGUCAAAUAUUAAAAGGGAGAAAAACAAGAAAUCACGAAGAACAACCUGGCGUAGGUCAAAACCUUGGACUAUAUAUUUAAAUAAUACUUAA
Messenger RNA from Dentiscutata heterogama, 318 nucleotides. The record is from the annotation of a GenBank genome assembly. Lineage: Eukaryota; Fungi; Glomeromycota; Glomeromycetes; Diversisporales; Gigasporaceae.